Molecule: messenger RNA, 2414 nt
Organism: Folsomia candida
Lineage: Eukaryota; Metazoa; Arthropoda; Collembola; Entomobryomorpha; Isotomidae
Product: KIF-binding protein
Exons: 7
Coding region: 240-2225 (661 amino acids)
Molecular function (GO): protein binding
Source: RefSeq, a predicted model, not a curated record
AAUCUGUCUGUAAAAAUGGUUCAGACUUCAGGCGGGUCAUGUUUUGUUUCCAAAGAUUUUUAAACACAAAACCCAGACACAAACACAAAUAUUAAGAAAAGCUAUUUUAUAAUUUUACAAAUACAAUACAAACUCUACUCUUCAAUUCAGUACAGUGUUACACAACUUCCUUUGCUAGGAAUCCUAGCCUUCGCCUAGAUUCACUAUUCGAAAUAAGAUAUUCGUUUUAAAUUCAUAUAAUGAUUUCUGUCACAUCUGAUCUACUGUCGAAUGACGACCUUGUAAUCGACCUACCCAACCUUAAGGAAAGGAUUUCAAGCUGGACAAACAAGUUGAAGGAGGGGGCAAAUUUGGUCGCCAAACCCAGCGUUCGAUCUGAACCGUUCAAAAAUAUUUACGCUGGCAUUGAAAGCAUUUCUGUUGUCAACUUUGAAGUUGAUGCUAUCUCAAAUGUACCCAGCGUUAAGGUCAAUCCGGUACUGAAAUUUUGGAUUAGAUUAGCCAAAAUUCACGUCCUCUCAUCACUGGCAAAGUGGUACGAGCUUAGUGAAGAACUUUCGGUUGCUGAAACACAUCAUGUCCAAUGUAUCGAAUUGAUUGAAAAGGAGCUAGAGGAAGAAGAAAUGAGUCUUCCUGAAUCUAUGACUCAGAUGACCAUUUCACCGUCGACGGAACCGGAUAGUGAAGAAAAUGCAAAUUCUUUAAAUAAUGAAGAAAUGAUGAGGGCAAAGGAUCGUGUCAAGUACAUGUACAUUUAUGAACUAACACGAUAUGCAAUUUUAUGCUCUGAACGAGACAAUCAAACUAAAGCGCUAGAGUUUUUGAAGAAAGCAGAAGCUUAUUAUCACGAAAAUUGUACCGCUGAAAAUUUACAACCUCCGCUCGACCCUAGCUCCUUGUUGGGAAUGUUGGACUCUCUAAAUUCUGAAACUUCCAAGGAUAUGUUCACCUAUGUUUUGUUUUAUCUGGGCCAGGCGUACAAAAUAAAAGGCGAAAAGGAGCGAGCAAUUCUCUAUCUUCACAUGGUAUUGAGGCGCCAGUUAGAAAAGGGUGACUAUAACAAUAUUACUUGGGGCUCAGACUGUUCUCGAAUGGCAUCCGUGCUGAUGUCGAACGAACAGACGUUUGAAACAGCGAGGGACAUUCUUGUAGCGGCCACAACUAUUAUGAAACACUCCCCUGAGGAAGAGAAGGGUUCCGAUCACUUUAGACAAAAUUUUGCUGAAUUAGGAAGAUGCUGGGGAAAAUUUGGUACGGUACUUCUAGAAAUCUCUGGCAAUCGAUUGAAGGAUCUGCAAGAUGAAGACAGCAAUAGGAAACAGCUAAAAUUUGAGAGCAGAAUUACAUUGGAUAGAUUUGAGAAACAAAGUUUAGAACUUGCUGGUGACCAGAUGGAAUAUGAUACAAUAUUAUUAAUAAGGGCUCUCAGAUUCCCUACACUUGAUGUCAGUGAAGUGAACAAAGUUGAGAUGAAAGGGCGCUUUGUCCGAGAUUUUGAUGAAGCCCGAGCAGUUUUUUUGCCUGCUCAAAAAUGGAUCAAUAUUGCAAAAGAAUAUUAUAAUCUUGACGAGUAUGCAAGCGAUCACAUUGAUAUUAUAUCUGAUUAUGCUUCUUUAUAUAAGCAUUUGUCUUUUUAUGAGCCUUGUCUUUCACGACAAAUUACAAUGCAUAAGAGAAGAAUAACUUUAUUGGAAGAUUUGCUUUCAGCAUUAAAUCCAAAAGUGUACACAGAUAUAUUUCAUGGUCUAUUAAGAGAGUUGGCUGAAACAUAUGAAGUGGUUUACAAACGCAAGGUUGAUGAAUAUAAGGACAGGGGGAAAUCUCUACGACCAAAAGACAUGCAGCUUGUCUCGAUGCUCGUGUCGGCCGUAAAUGCACACAAAAGAAACCUUGUCAUGUUCGGAUUUGACAUAGAUCAUCCUGAAAAGAGUUUCGCUCAGGAUUAUGAAAAAGUUCUGAUGGCAUUUGUCUUGUCAAUUGGCCGCAUUCUUGGGAAUAUUUGUCAUGAUCAUCCGCUUCACUCAGAUGCUGUGAUACUAGGCGAGGAGAGCAAAAGAUUUUAUCAAUUCUUCUUGGAUUAUCUGGAUCGUCACAUUGAACUUAAACGGGAAUUUAUUACAUUAUAUGAUGGAAGCAGAGAUAUGCCAGAACUCCUGGACUCACAAAUUCGAAAAAUUCGACAUCAUCUCAGAAUGAGGAGUGCAGCUCAAUCAGAAAACGCAUGAAAAGUCCGAUAAAUAAAUAAUAAUCGAGUUGAUGAAACAUAAUAUGAUACCUAUACAUAUCUAAAUAUGCGAGUAUGAUCUGUACCCGUCCAAGAUAACCAGAGUCAUAUUUUCGAACUAGUCAUACAAAAAUAGUGUUUUCACUAUAACCUAGUCGAUACCUAAUUUGAAUAUAUAAUUGAAAAUUCA